Molecule: messenger RNA, 2134 nt
Organism: Cornus florida
Lineage: Eukaryota; Viridiplantae; Streptophyta; Magnoliopsida; Cornales; Cornaceae
Product: eukaryotic translation initiation factor 5-like
Exons: 2
Coding region: 482-1834 (450 amino acids)
Biological process (GO): formation of translation preinitiation complex; translational initiation; formation of cytoplasmic translation initiation complex
Cellular component (GO): cytosol
Molecular function (GO): GDP-dissociation inhibitor activity; translation initiation factor activity; eukaryotic initiation factor eIF2 binding
Source: RefSeq, a predicted model, not a curated record
UUAAUUAAUAACGAGUCUUCACGGGUAGGGUUUCGCUUCUCUCUCUGCUAUAUAAAUUCGCAUUCUCGGCUCAAUUUUCAUCCAUAUUCAACCAACACUUCCACGCAACGUAAAGACUAGGGUUUUCACCUGCUUUCUCUCUCAUAUAAGGAAUUGACUGUUAAACCUGCAAUAAUUGCAGUUAGUCAAAGUGGAGUGUGUUAAGUUAGAAGCUUCUUUUAUGUCUGAGUUGGCCUCUCUCUUUUUGUCAUCAAUCGGUUUGCUCGGAGAGUAUUGUCCAAAGCCAAGAAAAAAGUAUAGGCUUUUUUGUGAUAAAGUUGGCUGCAUGCGUCUUGGGCCAUUUCAGGGCUAUAGCCAGUUUAUGCGACCUUUUCCAUUUGCAAAAAAUCAGUCCAAUAUUAAAGAAGAAAUUCUCCCAAAAAAAGACACCUUGUGCCCCUUCUGAUAACGUCCGGUCUAGAGUUAUUUUGUGGAAAACAAUAUGGCUUUACAAAAUAUUGGUGCUGGAAACAAAGAUGAUGCCUUUUAUAGGUAUAAGAUGCCCAGAAUGAUAACAAAGAUUGAAGGUCGAGGAAAUGGCAUCAAGACUAACGUGGUAAACAUGGUUGAUAUUGCAAAGGCCUUGGGUAGACCAGCUUCUUACACCACAAAGUAUUUUGGUUGUGAGCUUGGUGCCCAAUCCAAAUUUGAUGAGAAGACAGGAACAUCCCAUGUUAACGGGGCUCAUGACACUGCUAAGCUUGCAGGGCUUCUUGAGAAUUUCAUCAAGAAAUAUGUGCAGUGCUAUGGUUGUGGUAAUCCUGAAACUGAGAUAAUAAUCACAAAGACACAGAUGAUUACCCUAAAAUGUGCUGCAUGUGGAUUUCUUUCAGAUGUUGAUAUGAGGGACAAGCUCACUACAUUUAUUAUUAAGAACCCUCCUGAGCAGAAGAAGGGGUCAAAAGACAAGAAGGCCAUGAGGAGGGCAGAGAGAGAGCGGCUCAAGGAAGGGGAGGCAGCAGAUGAGGAGCAGAAGAAAAUGAAAAAAGAGACUGCGAAGAAGAAAGGCUCCUCUGGUGGAUCCAAGGAUGCUUCUUCCAAAGUGUCAACAAAGAAAAAAGCCCAUGUUUCUGACGAUGAUAACUCACCGGUGGAAAGAGACGAGAAAGAACCAGUGACAGCCAAUGAUGAAGACAAUGAUGAGGACGAUGUUCAAUGGCAGACUGACACUUCUGCAGAGGCAGCUCUACAACGGAUUCAGGAACAACUGACUACUGUCACGGCUGGGAUGGUCAUGCUUUCCACAGAUGAAAAGAAGCCCAAGUCAGGUAAGAACUCUCCGGAGCGUGAAGAGAAAUCCAAAGUUAAUGGACAUGAAAAUGGGGUUGAUACUAUGAAUUCCCAUGAGAGGCUUGUUAAUGAGAUUAAAGAAUACAUGAAGAAGGGUUCAUCUGUGAGCCAGCUCGAGUCUUUUCUUGGAUCUCUUUCUGGAACUUCUCAAGAGGUUGUAGAUGCCCUGUUUGAAGCUCUUUUUGGUGGUGUUGGGAAGGGUUUCUCUAAGGAGGUGGCCAAUAAAAAGAACUACCUAGAAGCUGCGACUCAGGAUGAGGGAUCCCAGCUAGUUCUGCUGCAUGCCAUUGAGAAUUUCUGUGGGAAAGCGAGCCCCGAGGCGGUGAAGGAGGUGGCCUUGGUUCUGAAAACACUCUACGACAAUGAUGUGCUGGAAGAAGAGUUCAUAGUGAAGUGGUUUCAGAAUGGCUUGAGCGGUGGCAAUAAAAGCUCUCCAAUCUGGAAAAAUGUCAAACCCUUCGUGGAGUGGCUCAAGAGUGCCGAGUCUGAAUCCGAAGAGGAGUGAAUUGGUAUGCACUCCCAUCCAGUCAUGCAUGAUUCGUGAUGCGUUUUCCAAUGGUGUUUUUUUUUUAAUUACUGUACUAGAUUAAAAAUAAUGGACCAGAGCUGUUGUGUCUUUGCCAAUAAUGUUGUGUUGGUAUUGGGUUUGGUUGGUUGUCUUUAUGGUUAUCAGUUGGGCAUUGUAAUUGCCUUAAAAUAAAGGGUAAGCAUCAGGCGGAUAUCAUGUUAUCUGAUGAGUUUCCCGGGUUGCUUUCUGUUUUUCACUUUGACCAGUUCCAAUGUACUAGUUCACAGUUUUUCUUCA